Sitodiplosis mosellana (orange wheat blossom midge) is the source of this 9304-nucleotide messenger RNA. RefSeq names its product sodium/hydrogen exchanger 3 (gene Nhe2). Gene Ontology annotation, molecular function: sodium:proton antiporter activity. Gene Ontology annotation, cellular component: membrane. The transcript is spliced from 21 exons. NCBI's taxonomy places the organism in Eukaryota, Metazoa, Arthropoda, Insecta, Diptera, Cecidomyiidae. Gene Ontology annotation, biological process: sodium ion transport; proton transmembrane transport; regulation of pH. Bases 2192 to 6115 code for a protein of 1307 amino acids. The record is from RefSeq and is a predicted model, not a curated record.
GCAUUCAGUCGCCAAACGUAAGCAAUGGCGGGUCGUUCCUUUCUGUUUUUGCUGCGUAUUUUCCAAGCGAAAAGAUUUUCUGCAAAAUGAAAAUCAUGACAUUUCAUUAAAAGUUGGGACAGAAUUUUUUGGUUUUAGCUGAGUACCAACUAAAAUUUUAACUAUUCAAUGUGCAAAUAUACUAAGCGAUUCAAUUAGUGUGUGUGUGUGUGAUUAACGAAAAAACGAGAGAAAUAAUCGAAAUAAUUUUUCGUGGUAAUGAUAUUGAUUUUUUGUUAUCCGCAUGUUUUUCACAAGGAAAUUGUGCAAUUAGAUGAAGAAAAACAUACAUAAACAGCCCAAUAUUUUCUACAAAGUUUAGUGUAUGUGAUUUGUGCUUACCUUUCCAUACAGUUGUUGUGUUUUGGAUCCGUCAAAUAGAGAGAAAAUAAAAGUGAAAACUCUAUUUUUGGGGAAAAAAUAGAUACGAUACACGGUGGACAAAGUGUUUGAACAUGUUUCGUGUCACACGUCAAUAUUAUUGCGACCAAAGAAAUACGGUUAUGUAAGAGCGGCGCGCAAAGGCGGCUCCAGUUAAUCAAAACUAUUUGAAAUCAUGUUCACACAAGUGAAGUCGUCAUUGUCAUCGUCGUUGUAGGUCUUUUUGUGUGUUUGUUAUGUUUGUCGCUUGUCAGAACAAGCACCCAGUGAUAUGAGUUUAUUGUUCCAUUUCCACUCUUAAGGGGACGAAAGAAGAAAAAAAGACUUGAACAUUUUUUUUCGUCAUUCAAUUAGUGUAAAUGACACAUGAAAUGCGAUAAAUUUAAAUGAAUGUGAACAGCAAGUGAAGAGACUCAUCAUCCGUACGAAUUAUCAAAACGAAAGAAAAGAAAAUCGGUUGUUUCGUAUCUAAGUUAGACAUCAUCACGAAACUCUACUUUUCUGCAGUCAAUUUUGAACUGUAGCAGCAGCAGUAAUAGCGAAGACGAUCACACUAACACAUUUGGCAAACUUCAAGAUUCACAUAUAUCGCGGGCGCAUUGGAUACAUUCAAAAGUUGGUUGCAUCGAUGAAAACCACCACACUAUGUUUGCGACGUCAAAUAAAAUCGAUAGACACAGCAUAUGAAACAACAACUCCAAAUCAACACAUUAUUAUCUGUUAUGAAGGCAAGAUUAAUCGCCAUAGUAUCAACAUUACCAGCGGCGCUAGCAAUUCAGGGAUAAACAGAAAACUGACGUCAUUGAAUAAAAUACAAGUCAAAUUCAUUCGUGACCGACCGACCAACCGACCGGGCUAGAGAAAGAGAAUUCUAUUUAAACGAAACUGCCCCACGCAAGCGUCUUCAUUUUUUGCCCCGUUUCUUUCAUGAUUAUUUCUCUAUAAACAUAAAAAGAUGCCAUUAGAAUUGGCGCCGUUGAGCUGAAUCAAGUCUGGCCACAUGCAUAAAUCUCGUGUUACACUUGAAUUGUGAAAAAUUGUAGUGGCAGUUUGAGAAAGGAAAAACGAGAAAUUCUUUAUUAACACCGCAUUUAGUUUCAAUAGUGAAAAUUGCUGCAGAAUAUUGUGUCUUGUGCAUUUGUGUCGUGUACAUUGGAAAAAGAGUGGGAGAGAAAAAUAACAAACAAACAUAAAAAAAGUCAUAGAAAAUUCUAGUUACAAUUCCAUUUCGAUUUCAAUAUUGUGCAUUAGUUAUUUAUGUUUAAACAAUCAAAUUGUUGAUCCAAUUAAAUCGAUAAGGAGCAACAGUAGUCAAGUCAACACAGCAGACACAUUUCCAUCGAAGCAACAAAAAAAAAUGAUAAAAAGUUAGUAACAUUGACAUUUGAAUAGUGAUUACCGUUUGGCAAUUCAAAUUGAUUUACCGUAUUUGGUGCUGAGAUAUACUGAACAACAUUGCGAUCCUGAAUUGGUCGAUUUCGAGGUGGUCGAAACACGCGUUCGUCCGUUCGAUAUGCAUAUCGCAUGUAAACGAACUGUAUUUAAUAUUCAGUAAAUCGAUACCAAUUAUGUCAAAGUUAAAUAAUUUAAAUCGAGCAACAAGUGAACCGUUGUUUACAUUAUAGCCAACGCAGUGCUCCCGUGUUCUGUGGAGAGCAUUCAGUAAGCAUAUUAACCGCACGAUCAUUAUUUCGAACUAAUUAACACACAUGUGGCUCGAUCGGCGGAAUAAUCACACCGCCACCACUACCAAACAAAAUUGAAAGAAAAAAUGGUGCUGUUGCCAACCAAUUCACCGAAUGACGAUGAUGAUGAACAUGACAAUGAAACGCAGCAUCAGCUAAACUCGACAGCCAUCGAUUUGACGUAUUGCGAAACGACGACUACGACGUUAACAAUAAACAACACAGCAAACUGCCAGUCGGAUAACGAUGUGGAAACGUUCGGCCUUCUCCGAAAUUGCAAUGGACAAACGAUUUCAAUUAAUUCUAAACAAACGAAAAUGCAUCACAAUGCGACGACGAUCGCGACCCUCAAGCGACAACAAUGCCAUGACAGCGACCAUUUAGAAAAUUCCAAUCGCACGACACCAUCGGGAAAUCUACAACAAUUGUACACUGGGCGAUUCAUCAACAGCAGCAGCCGACAUUUGAAUAAAAUGCACCUAAUCGCAAUAAUAUUGUCGUAUUUGUUGGCGUUUAGCAUUCAAAGUAUCAGCGCAAGGCCAAAUGUCGACCGCAAUGACGACUCAACAUCUAAUUGGCAAAGUGUGGCUUUAACAUCGGAAAAUGAACUGAUGGAAUCAUCCAGAGCCGACGAGGCACCGAGCGGUUUUACCAAAGUGCAAAACGAACCGCUCGAUUCGGACUCAAUAAUCGAUCACAGAAGCUACCUGUAUCCAUCCAUAUCAAAUAAAAAUGAAUCCUCCGAAACAACCGUCGACGAUAAUGAUCACAGCAUCGGAACACCGUUCAUCAUAUCCGUUUGGAUUUUGUCUGCCAGCGUUGCAAAGAUUGGAUUCCAUAAAGCACCGCGACUCAAUCAAAUCUUCCCCGAAUCCUGUUUGCUCAUUGUGAUCGGUGUAUUUAUUGGCGUUCUACUACGGUAUGGUACCAGACUCUAUGUAUCUCCGUUGACGCCAAACACAUUCUUCUUGUACAUGCUGCCGCCAAUCAUUUUCGAUGCGGGCUAUUUCAUGCCCAAUCGACUAUUCUUCGAUCAUUUGGGUACAAUUCUACUAAUGGCUGUGGUUGGAACAAUAUUCAACAUAUUCACUAUUGGUUCUUCCUUGUACGCCUGCAAUUUAUUCAAUUUGUUUGGCAAACAAAUUCCCGUGCUCGAUAUCUUUCUAUUUUCAUCAUUGAUUGCUGCCGUUGAUCCGGUUGCUGUGCUGGCCGUUUUCGAGGAAAUUCACGUUAAUGAAAUUCUGUACAUUGUUGUUUUCGGCGAAUCAUUGUUAAAUGACGCUGUUACGGUUGUUCUGUAUCAUAUGUGUGAAACGUACAAUGAACGAGGCCUCGAAUUAAUUGGCGUCAUGGAUUUGGGCACGGGUGUCAUGAAUUUUCUACUGGUCGCCGUGGGUGGAACGGUAAUCGGUGUAAUAUGGGGUUUUAUGACGGGAUUGGUGACACGAUUCACCGAAAAUGUACGAGUGAUUGAACCCAUUUUCAUCUUUAUUAUGGCAUAUCUGGCCUAUUUGAAUGCCGAAAUGCUACACUUGAGUGGAAUAUUGUCCAUCACUUUUUGCGGCAUCACCAUGAAAAAUUAUGUGGAAUCGAAUAUUUCGCAAAAGUCACAUACAACCAUAAAAUACGCGUUGAAAAUGAUGUCAAGCUCGUCGGAAACCAUUAUUUUCAUGUUUUUGGGCGUAGCAACUGUAAAUAAUCGACACGAUUGGAAUACGGUGUUCAUUGUGCUAACGAUCAUUUUUUGUUCCGUUUAUCGUACGAUAGGAGUUAUAAUAUUAAGUGCAAUCGCAAAUAGGUUUAGAUUAAAUAAAUUGUCGAGAGUGGAUCAAUUUGUGAUGUCGUAUGGUGGCCUUCGCGGUGCAGUAGCAUUCGCACUAGCACUAUUAAUCAAACAGCAGCGAGUCGAAUCGCAACCGAUGUUUGUAACAACAACCAUUGCCGUUAUUUACUUUACCGUUUUUCUGCAAGGCAUCACCAUCAAACCGCUUGUGAAAAUUCUGAAUGUAAAGCGAGCGAAUAAAAAAAAACCAACGAUGAAUGAACGCAUUCACGAACGUUUGAUUGAUCAUUUGAUGGCUGGCAUGGAAGAUAUUGUGGGCAAAACUGGAAACUACCACGUGCGAGAUAAAUUCAAGAGAUUCGACAAUAAAUUCAUUCGUCCACUAAUAUUGAAACAUGUUCAGUCCGCUGAGCCGAAAAUCCUUGAAACUUACUCCAAACUAACCAUGAAAGAUGCAAUGGACUUUAUGCAACGGAACCCUUCAACAAUUGGUCAAAUGUCUGGCACCGAAUCAAUGAGCGCACUGUUUCGUAACUAUACGGCUGGCGGCGGAAGGUUGGCACCACCAUUUUUGAUGAACACAUGCCCGAGCUUUUCGAAUAUCGAAAAUUGCUCACGCAAUCUGGACAUGCAAGAGCUCGAUUAUAAUCCAUCAAAGAAGGAUUUGACUGACGCCAAAAUUCAUCAUCUUCUCGCCGAAGAGCUUAAACCAUACAAACGGGCUUCCUGUUCAUCUAAGACGCUGCAUCGACGUCUCAGCUACAGCCGGCAUGCUGUUGACGAUACAGAUUUAACUACACAGCAAGUCAAUUAUAAAAUGCACAUGAAUAUUCGACGAACGACCGACCGAAAGCAUCACAAGCGCAGCAAGCGAGGCAGCGCCAAGGAGGGUUCGAAACAAAAUCACGUGUCGUUCCCGGAAUUCAAGCAAAAUGGAUCAGCGAAACAACUAUCGCAUGGUAGGAAAUCGCCACACUUGUCAUAUCGAAAUAUAAUUCGAAAACAUUCUCACAGUCUUAACAAAUAUCGUAGAAUAGAUCUAGACUACAUUAACGAAGUGCUUAAUGAAACAGUUGACGAUGACGAAAAACAAAAUCUGCCCGAUGACUGGGAGGAAGGCCUAACAUUUACGGCCCGUUCAUCGCCUGAAGAGGAUGCAAAAAACAAUAGCUCAUUAUUGGCUCAUAUAGCUAAUUUGCCUGGAUUUGAUGCGUCAACAGCACGUUUUGCCACACAAUAUUCGACACGCAGUAGUCCCGAUAAAUCUGUCAUGGAAAUUGUACCGACGGCCGCCGAAUUAAUGUUACCGUGGCGACGCGAUCAAUCGUACCACAGUUUUGGUGAUGAUGAUGAUGGAGAUGACGUUGAAAAUGCAAACAAGCGGCUGUCCAAAGAAUCAGAAGGCGAAACACGUGUCACAACACCAACAGCAACUGAAACUCAGUUGCCUUGGAAACGUAACGAGGACAAUGUUGAAGGACUUCAGCAGAAUGAAUUUCCAGCGUGGGCAUCAAACAAAGAGUAUUUGGCGUAUAGUUCUCCAAGUGCAACGUUUUUAGGCGCACUAUCAAAACCAAAACAAAUAAAAUCUGUGAUAGGUUUGUUUCGACGUGAGAGUACGACAUCGGGAUCGGCGGCCGGUUCGGAUCCAUGUUUGGCAGCCGCGCUCACUGAGCUAGCGAUGACACCAUCAUCAACGAAUCAACCGAGCACAGUAGCUGGUGCCUACUACCGAGCGGCAAGCAUUAGUGGUGCAUCAUCUACUGAACACCAUGAGCGAAGUCUGGCAGCGGCGGCGGCUCGCGGUGAUCGUCGACGUUCGAUAUCCAUUUGUGCAGUUACACCAAUCGAUGAGUCCAGCGAAAUGAUGGGUGUCGAUCCGUUAGGUGCCUUAAUUGAUUUCAAAAAUAACGAUAGACACAAUAAAGUGGAGAACAUUUGUAAGAACAACCGACGCCGGUCACUCUUUGAAUUAACCGGGAGGUCAGCGUCAGAGGAGAAGUAUUCAAAAUCGCUACCCGAUCGAGAUAGUUUCGGAGGUGGCCGACCGCGACCGACACAGUUUUUAACGAAACUAACACCGAAACCACAUCUUCGGCAACUGCGAUCGCAAACAUCAUCGCUGUUAUCCUCAACAUCCAUCACCGACACAUCCGAUGAAGAUGACGACGAUGAAAGCGAAGAGAUUCACGCUUAUAACGAGCGAAGGCACAGACGUCAUCAAUGAUUUUAAAAUCGGAGGCGUUUUUGUUUCUAGAUUUUCCAUUAGACGUAUAAAUUUACAUUAAUUAGAAUCUAAUUUUCAUUCUAAAUUUCUUGUAACACACGGGAAAAAAUAGGUUUUGUUCGCUUCUUUGCGUAAGAAUUUAAAUUAUGCUAAUCAAAAAGAGAAAAAUAAAUCAACUACCAGUCUCGUUCCUUUCGCGUCAUAAAUAAUAAUCAACUUGUUUUACAGUCGUGAAGUGCAGUUUCUUUCUUUUUUUCUUCAUUUUUUUUUCGGUUUCAAAUUAAAAUUGACAAUAAAUUUGAAUAAUCUUUAAUCAACUAAAUAUCUACAUAAACAGAGCACGUUUUGUUAGAAUUACGUUUUAAGCGAAAUUGCACUGCGGAAUUUAAAAAUUCACAUAUAUGAAUGCCAACAUUAGUAGGACAAUUAAAUGGAAACAUGGGAGUAAUGUUAUGAAAUUUGAUUCUUUUGUCGCUCGCGAAUAGAAAAAUGAUUUUGAUUGGAAUCCGUUUGUGCCAUGCAUUACAAAAUCAGAAAAAAAGCGAGUGAAUUGUCGUAGCGUUUAGCGCACUUUCGUUGUCCAUACAUGUGCGGACAAUUUAGGACAAAUUGAACUAUCACUAUAUAACAAUUGUUUACGUUCUUCGCCUAGAAACAUUAACAAGAGUAAAUAAAGCUUUGAUAAAUCUGCACAGCAACACGGAAAGUGCACAAAAGAGAACAAAAACAGAGUUAAAUUCAUUUUAAUCCGAGUAAAAUCGGACGAUGAUAAGCAAAAUUGCAUUGCCAACUAGAAAUUACACAAACAACAACAAAAAUUCAGUAGGAAAAUGUUUACUCAUUAAGUGUAUAUAGCGUAAUACAAUUAUAGAUAAUAUUCUAUUAGUUCAAGCGAGCAGAUUUUUUGUUUCGGCUCCAGGGGUUGGCGAAACAGAUGUUAGGCUAGAUAGGAGGGGCGGUGAGUAUGAUGGAAAUGAUUUAGGUGGAAAUGAAAAUAAAAAGCGGGAAAAUGCAUAAAAUAUUAAGCAUAUUUUAAGUACAAAACUCAAUAGUGCUGAGAUGGGUGUUUGCUGAUGUGGCUAUGUUGGCAGUUUUUAACUUAAAACCGUGCUAUUCAUGCAUUCUCACCAAAAUCAUCAUUUAUUAGCGGAGAAAGAGAAAUUUAGUUGAAAUUGAGCAUAUUAAUAGGCAAACCACCUCCACAUAAUCAUUGAAAGUCCUCAGAAAUAAACAAGUGUAUAUUAUAUUGUACAGUAUGAAAACGAAACACACAUAGCGACGAAUAUGGAGUGCACGUAGGGUGGUCUAUUGUGAAGAGAAAAUAGAAUGAUAAAUAUGUAUGAAGAAAAAAACCGAAUGAUGAUGACAUUGAACCGCUCUACGGCAUCACAAACGUUCAAACAUAUCGAAAGACAAUUAGAUAUCAUACUCACACACACCGCAUUUAGUUUGCCACACGCCAAUGGCCAACAUUAGGCUGAAAUAUGGUACAUUUUCUACAAUGGACAAACACAUUUUUAAUCAUACAUCAAUUGCAUUCUCAAACUGUAGUAAAAUUGCUAAACUGUACAUCAAUCAAUGCAGAGAAGAAAUUCAGUGUGCAUUUCUUCUUCCUUCAAACAACGAUUCAAAUUGGUAGCACAUUAAAUAGGACACAUUACACAAUUUUCAUGGCAGGUGGUAUAUCCAAGUUGUACUUGAUUCAAUACAAACACUUGCAAUCCGUUAGACUGGCUGUACCUUGAACCGUGUUUUAAAUUAGACAAGAUUGGUUUUUUAAAUAGAAAAUACGAGAACAAAAAAAAGUAUAUCGACGAAUAAGAAAUUAUCCGAAAUGUUGAUUAUGCUUUUUCUUGUUGUGAAAAUAAAACGGGUCUUUUAUCUGAAUGGAUAGCUUGGCUACAUAUUAUUGUGGACUGGUUGAACCACUUUAUAGAUAUAAAAAAUUACAGGUGAAGGAUUUUCUUUAGAAGAACAUUUUUUGUUUGGAGAAUUUCCAUUCUGGGACUGCUUACUCUAUUUUUGUAGAGGAAUGAGGAAUGAUCACUAAUUUUGCUUUUUAAAAAGUGUGGUAUUGACCUCGAGCUCUCAACUUAUCACUUUUUGAAAGUAAAGAGAGUAUAGAGUAGAGUGACAAUAAAUGGUAUCUUUUUACGAUUUCUAGUCGAUAAACUGUCUUGAUUGUCAAAAAAAAAAAAAAUUAUAGAUGACCCACUGAAGGUCAACUUUCAAAUUUCGGAUGAGCAAAAACUCAGCACUUAGAGUAUCGAUCUCCCCUUUAUAAAACUAAAGUGAGUAAUCCAGAAAAGUCCCUUAAAGAAAACAUCCAAAACAAAGAGCAAUGUUCCGAUGAACCAACAAUCGCACACUAGUCGUAUUUCAUAUCUACUAAACCGUUCAAUCAGCUCAUCCUAAAACACACCGCUUGUAUCGAUUUUCCUCGUCCGCCCCCAGCAGGAAAAAUGAGCACAUUUAACCGAUGCUAAUACACAAAAUUGCGCUGAAAACAAGUACUAAACUAGAAAAAAAUAAAUAAAACUGUUCAAUCGUUCAAAUGAGAUAAAAAAAAUUGUAAUUUGAUUGCUGUUGAAUUUCAAUUAAUCGCAACUAAUUAAAAAAUUAAUUGUAUUAAAGGCUUAUUUGUAAUGACAUAUUUAGAUUUAGUGAUUAUUAUAUUUAUGAAGAAAAAAAAACCUCUAAAUGAAGAAAAUUAUUUUUAAGAAAUGAACGAUACAUCUGAAAUGACCAGGAGGUCACUGGAACAACACUCACACACUAUGUGCGCGACUCACUUUUAAAACUAACAUAAUUUUUUUCUCUUUCAAGAUUAAUUCUGACGGCAUAACUUACGCCUUACAAGGCGACUACAAGACUACACACUCGAAUCAAUUUUACUGCCCACUUCUUUCUCUCUCUACAGAGCGUUUAUUGUUUCUGUGAAAGUUGCAAGCAUACCUAAGAAUGGUUUUAUCAUACAAAUAUUCUGGAUCAAUGCAAACACUACAUAAAUGAAUAGAAAAUAAAAUGAGCUCACAUUGUGAGUGACAAAUUACAAAUUACAAAUAGAUAAAUACAAACAAAAAACAAAGGGUCUAAUGAAAACAUGGAACUUAGUUGAAAAACAUCGGCUGUAUAUUCUACGAGAUUUGUAAUGAAACAAACUAAAAAGAAAUUAAAUGGUAUUUUGUA